Castor canadensis (American beaver) is the source of this 1325-nucleotide messenger RNA. It is a transcript of the gene Cpa2, whose product is annotated as carboxypeptidase A2. Gene Ontology annotation, molecular function: zinc ion binding; metallocarboxypeptidase activity. The record is from RefSeq and is a predicted model, not a curated record. Gene Ontology annotation, biological process: proteolysis. NCBI's taxonomy places the organism in Eukaryota, Metazoa, Chordata, Mammalia, Rodentia, Castoridae.
UCUGGAUAAAGCUUUGACCAUGAGGUUGAUCCUGUUACUUGGUGCCCUUUUUGGGCAUAUCUACUGUCGAGAAACAUUUGUGGGAGACCAAGUUCUUGAGAUCAUCCCAAGCAAUGAAGAACAAAUUAAAAGUCUGGUGCAACUGGAGGCCGAAGAACAUCUCCAGCUUGAUUUUUGGAAAUUACCCACCAUCCCAGGGAAGACAACCCAUGUCCGAGUUCCCUUUGUCAGCCUCCAGGCCGUCAAAGUUUUCUUGGAGUCCCAGGGAAUUGCUUAUUCCAUCAUGAUUGAGGAUGUACAGGUUCUGUUGGACCAAGAGAAUGAAGAAAUGUUGCUUAAUCAGAGAAGAGAACGGAAUGGUAACUUCAACUUUGGGGCCUACCAUACCUUGGAAGAGAUCUCCCAAGAAAUGGAUAACCUCGUGGCUGAGCACCCUGGUCUAGUGAGCAGAGUGAAUAUUGGUUCUUCUUUUGAAAACAGGCCCAUGGAUGUGCUCAAGUUCAGCACCGGAGGACACAAACCAGCCAUCUGGCUAGAUGCGGGGAUCCAUGCUCGAGAGUGGGUUACACAAGCUACCGCGAUGUGGACAGCAAAUAAGAUCGCCUCUGAUUAUGGAACUGAUCCGUCCAUCACGUCCAUUCUGGAUGCGAUGGAUAUCUUCCUACUGCCUGUCACAAACCCCGAUGGAUACGUGUACUCUCAAACCAAAGAUCGUAUGUGGAGAAAGACCCGAUCCAAGGUAUCUGGAAGCCUGUGUGUGGGUGUGGAUCCUAACCGGAACUGGGAUGCAGGUUUUGGAGGACCUGGAGCCAGUAGCAGCCCUUGCUCCGAUUCAUACCAUGGAUCUACGGCCAACUCAGAAGUGGAAGUGAAAUCCAUAGUGGACUUCGUAAAGAGUCAUGGACAAGUCAAGGCUUUCCUUACCCUCCACAGCUAUUCCCAGCUUCUCAUGUUCCCCUACGGGUACAAAUGUACCAAGUUAGAUAACUUUGUUGAGCUGGAUGAAGUGGCCCAGAAGGCUGCCCAGUCUCUGACAAGCCUGCAUGGUACCAAAUACGAAGUGGGACCAAUCUGCUCAGUCAUCUACCAAGCCAGUGGUGGAAGCAUCGAUUGGUCCUAUGAUUCUGGCAUCAAAUACUCAUUCGCCUUUGAACUAAGAGACACGGGCCGCUAUGGCUUCCUCCUGCCAGCCACGCAGAUCUUGCCCACGGCGGAAGAGACCUGGCUUGGCCUGAAGACCAUCAUGGAGCAUGUGCGAGACCACCCUUAUUAGGGAUCUGGGAAAUAGACAAACGCCAUUAAAAUCUCUUUGGUUUGAAGCAAAA